Nothobranchius furzeri (turquoise killifish) is the source of this 9184-nucleotide messenger RNA. The record is from RefSeq and is a predicted model, not a curated record. NCBI's taxonomy places the organism in Eukaryota, Metazoa, Chordata, Actinopteri, Cyprinodontiformes, Nothobranchiidae.
CCCUGACAUGUUAGAGGAGAGCCAGGAUGGUAUGGACAAUGGUGCCCUAAGUCCUCCCUCAGCUCGACAGGUCACCAUCAAGCGCCACCCUCUUCAAGGCUUUGGCUUCAUAGCAGGCAGCCAGAGGCCUGUCAUUGUACGCUCCGUCUCUGCUGACGGCCCCUCCUUUGGAAAUCUGCUCCCUGGAGACCAGAUCUUGGCCAUUAACGAAGAGACGACGCUGUAAAGACACUAUAGUUCUCACUGUGCUGCAGCCCCAUCAGGUAGUGGGGCGCUCGUCCUCUUUCAUCCUCUUCUCCCUCAAGACAUCUCUCAGUCGCCAUCACUUAUGACUCUUUCUUUCCGGUUUGAAUCAUACUGUAAAAAAUAUUGUGCAGUUUUCGGUUCCACACUAACAGACUGAAGGGAUGCAUUAAUAUUCAUGACCUUGCUGCACACAACGGGUUUAUUUCUUUUCUGGUAGCCCCUCAGAACAACUCCAAGUGGGCACAUAAACACCCACGUGAGACUUCAUUAGACAAAGGUUGAAUGUGGAUGGAUUUGUCCUUACGGAGACGAUAAAAAUGGACCAUUUAUCUAGAUGGAUAACAAGAUAUUAGUUUGUUUGUUGCAUGAAAAAGAACUAUGAAUAUAAGAAAUGUGUAUUUAAGAAGCUCAGAUGAACUUGAGCAUACAUCUAAACUAUUCUCAAACAGUUCUGCAUAUUUGAAAUGUUUGCUAAUGAUAAGCAUAAAAAAACCUUCUUGCAUUUGUCAUCUGGCAGCUUUCUAACCAAACGCACAAGAAAGGUCACUGCUAUUCUGGCAUUUAGUGCACACAUGGGCAAGGAAAGGCCUCGGGGCCAGAAAAGGCCCUUGGGCCAUGUCAACGUGUCCCUCAAUGUGUUUAUACAAAAAUAGACCUAGGGCGAAAAACAAAGAUGGAUUAAAAUGAUAAAGAAUGACAUGGAAACGUUGAAAAUAAAUGAUCAGACAGUCCCUGUGUCUUGCUUUUGAAGGAAUUGUUCAUGUAAAUUUUAAACUGUUAUUUUUCUAACUUCCUGUAUCAGCUAGCUGUGAUUAAUGCAAAUGCUACCUCACAUUCAAACAGGAGAAACAUCUUAAUUCUGAUAUGUUUAUUUUGUCUUCUGUAACAAGAAUGCAGCUGACAAUGCUGGUGUUAGCAUCUUACUUAUGAAACAAUGUGCUCUUUGCUGUGCUUGAAACAAGUUACUCUUGAGUUAAGUUACUACACCCUUCAUCCACGUCAAGGUUUCAGUCCACUGUGCCUUGGGCAGUGCUCCCAACACUUGAUUCUCACUGGUUUAUACUGGAUCCUAAAUUUCACCUUCAGCUGAUGUUAUUUCACAUAAUUACUCGUUUUCUUUCUUAUCAUCCUCAGUCACCCAAAUCUGCCUUCAUAAGUGCAGCCAAGAAGGCCCGCCUGCGAACAAAUCCGCCUAAAGUGCGCUUUUCAGAGCAAGUGUCUAUCAGCGACCCAGACUCCACAAUGCUUAAGGACGACUCCUUGCUGCUCAUACCAAAUGUGUUGAAGGUGUUCCUGGAGAAUGGACAGAUUAAGUCUUUCACGUUUGAUAGCCGCACCACUGUCAGGGAUGUGAUCUCCUCCCUGCAGGACCGCCUCUCACUGCGCUACAUUGAACACUUUGCUUUGGUGCUGGAGGCAGGUGGUCUGGACCAGAAUCAGAAGUUGCAUCUGUUGCAGGAGAACCAGCCACUGACGCAUGUGGUGCACAGAACCUAUUUCCAAGGGAUGAAGUGUCUCUUCCGCGUCUGCUUCUUCCCCAAGGACCCUGCAGACCUGUUGAGAAGAGACCCUGCAGCAUUUGAGUACCUCUACAUCCAGAGUCGCAAUGAUGUCAUCAAGGAGCGCUUCAGCAUGGACUGGAAGUCUGACAUCACGUUACGCCUGGCUGCGCUCCAUAUCUACAUCACUGUGUCCUCUGCACGGCCUAAUCAGAAGAUCUCUCUCAAAUAUGUUGAGAAAGAGUGGGGACUCGAACCUUUCCUUCCACUUACCCUGCUUCCCACAGUGAAGGAGAAGAAUGUGUGUAAAACCCUGUCGCAGCUGCUGAAAACAUACCAACAUCCACCGCCGACGGGCAACAAGGUCCCACCCCUCCAAGGAAAACUGCAGUACAUGCGCGUUCUCAACGACCUUCCACCUUUUGGCGGAAUCUUGUUUCAAACUGUUGGACUGGAUGAGAAACAAUCUGCCUCGACGCUACUGGUGGGUCCUCGACAUGGAAUCAGUCAUGUGAUUGACCUGAAAAAUAACCUCACAACAGUUCUGGCUGAGUUCAGCAGGGUAUCAAAGAUCCAGCUCUACAGGGAGAGCCAAGGAGUGGCCCGUGUGGAGAUGUCAAUCCACGAGGCCAAGCCUCUGGUCCUGCUGAUGGAAUGGCCCGAUGCCAGUAACUUUGCAUGCCUCAUCUCUGGUUACUACAAGCUGUUUGUGGACCCUAAGCGGACCAUUUAUGUUCGAAGCUUUGGUCAGUCUCAACUGACCAAGCCAGAUUACAGAAGCUCCCACCACCCCCACCCACGCUCUGGGGCGACCGGAUUGCAAAGCGGAGGGAGAAGAAUGGAGGAGAGGGAAAGCUCGCACAGAGAGUCAGGGAACUCAAGAGCCCUGGUGCCGGCAGAGCCUCAGCAUCUGGGCCUGUGUCAUGUCCACCUGCGAGAACACCAACAGCUUCAGGAGCACCAUGUGCACACUGAGGCUGAACUGGACAUUAAUGAGAAUUUCAUUUCUCAGGAGCCCUCUGGGAGGCCCCGCACCAAGUCAGAUCCAACACAGGAGAGCACAGAAGAAAUCGCCGUGGUUUUAGAGAGUCCAGCAGUGAAGAACACAGGUUCUCGAGUGAGAGCCCAAACAAUGGGUCAGUCCAAGAAAGGAUCACGAUACUUCUGUGACUCCUGCAAAGCCAGGCUUAGAGCAGAGGGUUUGUCAACAAUAGCGAACAGUAGUGGGAGUUCUGGGAAGCACUGUUCCAGUGCAUGUGCCUCGAGAGAUGGAGGAGCUGUUGACCUCACAGCACUCCCACCUCCUGGGAAUGAAGAAGAGGAUGAGGAGGAGGCAAAUGGAAAAGAAGAAACAUUGCAGCCACCACCACCUGCAAUCACUGCCCCACCACCUGGCUUCAGAGAUAACAGUUCUGAUGAGGAUGAUCCUAAGAGAGGAAGGAAGGCUCUGACCAGUGCUGCCCCUGGAGUUGCCUCUGUAAAACAGCCACAACCCAAGGAAGAUGUUCCUGUGACACUGAUUGAUAACGUUACCACAAGAACAGUCCGAGACCAUGCCCAGGAGCUGGACGACGCAUUGGUGUCCACCUUACAGGCACUGGAGGCCUUGGCAGCCUCUGAGGACUACCCACACCAUCCUCAACAACCAACCCAGACUGCAGGACUGAUUGUCUUAGCUGCGAUAACACCUGAGUCAUCGUUGGAUUCAGGUCAUGAGACCAACUCCUCUGAACUGACUGAUGUUUCUGAGAUGGUGUCAGCAAUGAAGCAAAACCAAAACCAGACUUAUCUGCUUGCUCAUCAUAUAAACAAGGAGCGUAUUCUUUGUCGUCGAGACUUCCCCCUGGCUAUUCCUGGCUGCACUGCAAAGACUAUAGGAACUGGGGCCUUUUCUGUGGGUCAGAUCCGUGCUGGCUGCCCACCCAAGCAAGUAAUCCUCAGCAAGACUGUUCCCUUUAAAGUCAGCCAUCCCAGCCCAGAUUCAGCAAUACUGAGUGUUGUGACAGAGCAAGGGGACAAUCAGGGCACUGCUCAGACUGAAUCAAAAGCAGAAUUAAAAGCAAUCUCUGAGUCUGCCAAAGCAAACAACCUUGAUCCCUCUAUUAAGCCACCUGAGGAGCUUAAAGUGUCUGACGCUUCACUGUCAGUUCAAGUCAGUACUGACCAGAAUUUAUCAAACUGCUCUGGGGAAAUGCAAAGUCUAAAUCUCCCAGAUGGUGUUAAGGUGAAGACAGCAGCACCUCUUCAUGCAGACACAAUAAGCAAAGCCUUACCUAAAAUUUUGCCUGUGGACACUAUUGUCUCUGCCAAGAUCUCGCCCACUAAUAUGUGCCAAAAUGCCAAGACUGCCUCUAGUGAGACCAUGAAGCCUUCAAGCUUUACAGAGAUUCUGCCAGUUGAUGAUCUUUUCUGCACUUGUCCAGUGCAAAAGGAGCCUGAAACCCAACUAAAGCUAAAGGAUCCACAGCUUCAGAAGAUAGUGGUGUUUCAGUCGUCUUCUCCUACUGAUGAUGAGCGUCUUCGAGCCAAAGGUCUCCAGCUGGCAAACGGCAAAGAAAAUGCUGCAAGACCAGUGACUGAUCAGACUUUGGCCAAACCAAGUCCACAAAUACAAGCUAAGUUCUCCCCUCAUUUGCCUGCUAAGUCUGAAAGAAAGGAGACAUCCGAAAACAAGUCUGAGAGCACCCAGGGAAAGUCCCUCCAUGAGUCACAGAAAUGCCCAGUAAUAUCAUUACCUAUUUUAGAUGAUCUGACUACACCAAGCCCCUCAGUAGAAAAGGUUUCCACGCUGCCUGACAUAGAUUCAAAGAAGCAGGGUAAUGGUAAGGGGAAGUCCCAGCGCAGUGCUCCUUUCUUGAGCUUCAGAAACCUUCUUUCAGCAACAUUUCCAGCCCGAAUGAGAAGGGAAACUGAUGAGCGAAGGGCUCAGUUGCAAAAAGUUCGCCAGUAUGAGCUAGAGUUCUUAGAGGAGCUGCUAAAACCCAAGUCAUCCCAGGGAGAAUUUUUGCCCCAAGGAUCGUCACCAGUGCCCUCAGGCACCCCUUGUGCCUGCCAGCUUCGUACCAGUCCUGUCCUUAAGGCCCCAGGGAUCUCCAGGGAGCAGCGACGCAGUUGUGACUGUAAGAGAAUGUGUAGGGGCAUGAGACUACCUGACACACCUGUUGGCAGCACACCAGAGACAAAAACUAGAGGCAGAGAGAGAACUAUCUCCAAGACCCCACCAUUAGCCUCUAAAGUCCCUCAUGCCGAAGGAGCCACAAGAAGACCUCAGACCUUAGAGAUCAAGACCACACGAAUACGAUCUACUAGCCUUGAGUCAAGAGAGCCAAGAGGAGAGCAGAGGUCCUGCUUGCCCGCCUGUACUUCUGAGACCGACUGCAUGGGAGGUCCUCAAUACAAGAAGCUGCAGAGACGAUACAGUAUUGGCGAGUUGGAUAACAGCACUAGUACACCUGUGUACGCUGAAGUGAAGCCGAAAACCAAAAGUCUGGAGAAGGAGAUGGAGAAAGUGAGGGCAACAGGACUACGACUCCCUACCCCAGUAGAACCAGUUCACACACGGUCUCAUCAGGCAGAGGGGAAAGGAAAGAAAGGAGUGCUUUUCAUUCAGGGAGAGGAACUCCUGCGUGAGAGCAAAGAAGGGCCUGGGGAAGUGUUGCUUACCUUGCCUAGUGAAGACAGUGAUGACAAAGACAAAUGUUGCUCAUUCUGUUUCUGUUACAGGAAGUGUGAGGCUGCAGAUGAAAGCAGUGAAAAAGAUGAAGUCUCAUACUCCAUACCACUUCAGGUCCUUCCAGGCAUGGAGAUGGACUCACGUUCCUUUCCUGUUGUAAGCAAAACACUACAAGUUCUUAAUGCAGAAGACUGCAGUGGAGAGGAAGAAGAGGAGGAAGAGGAAGAACCACACACACAAGACAUUGACCUGAGAUCCUGCGGUACACUAGAGGGGAGCCUUGCACGGGUACACGCUCUACAGGGGAAAUCUUUCAGCUUGCCUGAUGGUUUCCUGAAUGCUCAGCUGGAUGCUAAUGAGUUGCUAUCAAUCCUGCGUCAGUGCGCCAACAGUCCACAGGCCGAAGGGGAAUCUCGCCUUCAGCCCUCGCGGAUUGCAGAGUACAAACAGGAUCUGGCAGUGCGCUUCAAGGAGUUCAGAGCAUCCUGUCGGAGAGUGGCGAGUGUUGAAAAAAGCCCCACACGUAUGCUUGCUGUCGUCUCAGACAGCUUUCGAGUGCUGUGUGAACUAACUCAGACCUUCAUCAAAUUGGUCCGGGGGGUUCGUUCAGAAACCCAGCGGCUUCAGCUCUUGAGGAAGGUAGAGGAAGUCGCUAUCAACUACACUUUGCUUCUGCGUGCAGCAGAGGAGUCCAUGGGGCACUCCAGCAGCUUGCCAACAAAGACUGUGUGCCCUCAAGUUUCCUCUAACGUCAACAACAUGAGCUCACUCACGCGGCCCAUCAAAACUCUGCCUGUCUAAUAGGAAUCAAUCAAGCUGAAAUAUGGGUGGCUACACUAUUGAAAAUCCUUAUUUAUUUAUUGUUUACACUUUUUAAUAAAUCUGCAAUGAAUCAUCCUCCGUAAAAAAAAUUGCAAUGCAACUGUUCCAUCCCAUGUUUACAGGCCCUGAGGUAGCCUUGUUUUGAAAAAUAAAGAUACACCAAACUAAUGCACAAUGGAAUAAGAACCCUAUAAAAGACUGGGUGAUACAGGGCUAAUCACCUCACAUCCACACUGACAAUAUCAAUGAAUUAUAGUAAAUAAUUUUAUAUGUAGUAUAUAUUUGAGUUGUGUCUACUUAGCAAAUAAUAUACCAAGUUUGGAAUCUACUGGAAAUGUAUUUAGGUAUGAGAGUUAUAAAGAAGUAUAAUAUAUUAGAAAUAAAUGUAUGCGUUGGACAAAACAUGUUCAGAGAUCUUGUCAAGUAGCGACUUUUGUAAGCGGGACAGCUUGGCGGUUUAGACAAUGGCGUGGUUAUUUGUGGAAUCUGCUAGUUGUUGUGAUGCUGUUGGCUGUGUUGGCAGUGUGUGCCCUUACAGAUACAUCAGUCAAAAAGUGUUAGUGACAUAUAAGUAAAAAGCAAUGGAAGACAUGAAUACCAUUUCCAAUUUACUAACUGACAGAAAUUUUCUCUCACAAGGCAGGUAUGAAACGUCUGUUUACGGCAAACAAUGUAGCAGAGACCCAAGUCACAGUUUUAUCCACUCAGCUGUAGUGAAGACAUACCCAUAAUAUAAUCAGUAUUACAAACUGUGUAUUUUACAUCAUCACAAAUACAUCGCAUUGGUUGCUAAUUAUUAUUUUAAAUAAACAUUCAAGUGAGUAAGCCUGUGACUAUAGGAUUUUGCAUAACCUCUGAAAUGACUUCUGGAGUUGAAAAUAUAUACUUUAAUGUCUUUCCUUGUGUUUUUGAUUCAUCUUGCUGCUGAAAACCUUACUUGAGACAACAUCAUCUCCUCAAAGCUCAUUUUGACCCAUUUUUAUUCAGGUUUCCAGAUCCUACAUACAAGUCUGCUUUCUAUGUGCUGUUAUACACAUUGUGCAAUCUUGCAAAUAUUUAAACACACAAAGUAGUUUUCUAUGUAUUUUAAUAAAACUGACACUCAAUUUCUUGUCUGAAACCUUCUUUGUGUCUCACCCUUUAGCCACUCCUUAAAAUUAACCAUGGAAGCCCUGGAGUUGUGCUCUCCUAUAAUGUGUAAUCGAUGUUAAAAGAAAGUGCUGUGAAACUAAACUAAUAGUGACAACUGUGCUGUAAAAACACCACAUAUAUAACGGUAUUUUUUAUAUGCAAGCAGUUUUUAUUAGUCCUUUUGGAAAUGUUGUAAUACUUAAGGGAUUGAUCAGAAUUUUUAAAGUAAUAUUCUGCAGAAAGGUUAUGAAAACUUAAUAUCUUAUCUAACGUAUAGUUUUGAACGACGCAUGUUUGGAGAAACAGGGAUUAACUGUGAAUUGAUUGAUGAUCUAACUGCUUGUCACAGUGGGACCAGUUCCAACUUAGAGCACCAUCUUCCCAUUACAUUUCUAAUGUCAACUAUUUCAUAGCGGUUCGUACAAAUGCUAUUUUAUAAACAUUUACACAGCUGCAAUUUUCACAUUAUUUACAUUGAAUGUUAUAGUUAUUUGAAAUAGAAUUAACAGCAGGGCUACAGCUACCGGUAGCACUUCUGGUUUAGUGUGUUGUAACACCUGGAAUAUAAUAUUUUCCUUAGAAUAAACAUGUAUUGCAAAAUUGAUUGGGUAAAGGUUUAUAAUAGGAUUGAAAUAAGCUAUUGUGAUUUUAUUUUUUGUGAGAUUAAAGUUGUUUUAAAAAACUACUUGGUACUGCUUGUACCCAAACUCGGAGUGACUAGCUGUUAGCUUGUUAACUUGAUCAGAAUGUAUCUAUAUUUCUCCAAACUUAUGUUACUCAAAAAGUUUCUACAACUAGGAAAAUACUAAUCAUGAAUAAUCUUUUCUGAGAUAUCUGUUUGAAGCUGCCUGAACAAUAUCUAGGUUGGCGUAAUUGUUUUUAAAGUAACAAACACUGUAGGAAUUCCCUUUUUUUAAUGUAUAAACUCUGUGGUAAUGUGAGAUCGUGCAAAAUUUACAAACAUUUUAUGCAAAUUGGAUUAAAAUAUCUCAACCACAAUGAUUAUUCAUCAAAUUAGCCUAAAAAUAACUUCAAUACAUCAGUUUCAGUUGCACUUUUGCUUCACUUUUCAGAAUUGUUUGUUUGAGAGCACUCUCUUUUAACAGUAUUUGGUUUUCCACUCUUAGUGUUGCAUUUUCAUACCAGUUUUGUGUGGUUUUGUUCCUCACUGUAACGCAUGUUUUCCUUUGCAACUUUCAGGGACUUAAACACUGACAUUGGCUGUGACAUUAUUGUGUAGAUUUAUUUCUUUAAAAAGGGUACACAUGGGCUAAACAGAAAGUGCAGUGUGGCUGUAUUUUAAUGGUAUACAGUGAGCAAGAGUGUAAUUUUACAUUAAAGAUGUAAAUAUGAUUAAGAGUAUAUGAGAAACUUUUAAACAUCCCUUGUAAUAAUAAGAUUUAUCCAAACCAUUAACAUUUUUGUAAAUAGGACACAUCUGUGAGGUAAUCAUUUAUAGUGUCAAUGUAACAUAGAGACUAAUAGCAAAACAUAUAUUUUGAAGAAUUAUAAUAUGAGUAUACAGCAUGGGACAUGUUUAUUUUUAUAAGCAAAAUAUCAAAUUAUUUCAGCCACAAACAACUCAGCAUUUUAAUGAACAUUUUUCUGUGGUUGUCAUUGUUUCUGUUGCUCUGAGUAACUGUGUUUCAUUCACGCAAUGACCCUUCCAUGAACCAGUCCAUUUUGUUCUGUCCAUUUACUCAUUCCUGUCUUAUUUCACUGUCAAUGAUCUUGUCAUCACUGUGGUCUUAUGUCUGUGUACAAAGUUAACUCAUGUUUUACGAGCAAUAAAGUAUAUUAUGUACAGUCUCAA